Drosophila grimshawi is the source of this 1097-nucleotide messenger RNA. RefSeq names its product insulin-like growth factor I. Gene Ontology annotation, molecular function: hormone activity. Bases 444 to 791 code for a protein of 115 amino acids. The transcript has 4 exons. The record is from RefSeq and is a predicted model, not a curated record. Gene Ontology annotation, cellular component: extracellular region. Lineage: Eukaryota; Metazoa; Arthropoda; Insecta; Diptera; Drosophilidae.
GUGUAAGUGUGUAAGUGUGUGCGUGUGUGUGUGUGUGUGUGUGUGCGCGCGCGUGUAAGUGAGAUAAGAGCAAGACGCACAGCAGACAGAACAGCAGCAUCAGCAGUCGCCACAUUCUUGGGCCGCAGUCUGAGUCGGAGUCUCGGGUCUAAUAAUAGCACACUGGUAGCUAAAAAUACAUACAAUCCAUAUCAUCCAGACAAUUCCGAUGCCGUUGCCCAGCAGGCGCAGCCGCAGCACCACAAACACUGGCAAACAAAUCAACUAACUAAACAGCACUACGAGAGAAUGAAACGACAGCAAAAAAGAAAGUUCCUUAAGCAAGUGAUAAGUUACAAACUGCAAGAAACACGAUUAACCAGUUGAAAUCGGAGCAGUUGCGUCCCCAAAUAGCCAAACGGAAUCCAUAUUCAACCAGCACUCAACAAGUUUAGUAUGCAAACAUGAUUUACUCACCACCAAGCUCAAGUCUGCUGCCCCUGCUGGCGACAGUUGUGUGUGUGGCAUUUGGUCUCUCAUUGGUGGCUGGGGCACCCAUCAGCAUCACGCCUGAGGAUGUGGAAGUUAAGCAUCGCUGCAGCAAAGAACUGGCCGAAACCAUCAACUUUAUCUGUCAAGGUCGCACAGUCUCGCUGGGUCAGCUCUAUCCCCAUAGCUUUGGCAAUCGUAAUAAGCGUUUCAGUCCCGACGAGAUCUUCUAUCGGCCAUUGCAGAAUGGCCCCAUCCACGAGUGUUGUCUGCGUCCCUGCGGCUAUACCGAGAUGUAUCAAUAUUGUGCGCCACUAGGGUAAUAGGAUAUAUAUAUAUAUAUAUAUACAUAUAUAUAUAUAUACGCACACACAUACACACACAUAUAUAUAGGCAUUUUAGCAUCGCCAAUCCAACACAAGACAACAACAUAAUCAUACGUCUAACGGCUUUUAUUGGAAUACACCAAGCCGCAUUACACUACACUACACAGCACUAGACUAUACUACACUACACAACACUACACCAUACCACACCAUACCACACCACACCAAACCACGCCCAUAGUCUAAGUAUAUAUUGUACUAAUUUAAGCUAUGCACUAAUAAAAAUUUAUACAAUUAAGAAAA